Messenger RNA from Anoplopoma fimbria (sablefish), 1652 nucleotides. RefSeq names its product acid-sensing (proton-gated) ion channel 1c (gene asic1c). The record is from RefSeq and is a predicted model, not a curated record. The transcript has 11 exons. Gene Ontology annotation, biological process: sodium ion transmembrane transport. Gene Ontology annotation, cellular component: membrane. Bases 87 to 1628 code for a protein of 513 amino acids. NCBI's taxonomy places the organism in Eukaryota, Metazoa, Chordata, Actinopteri, Perciformes, Anoplopomatidae.
CUCCCUGUUAGCACCAGUAUUCAGCGGGUCAUCACUGCAGCAAAGACCACAUCCAGCAAUCACAAACUCGGAAACACUUGGUGAUAAUGGGAACCCCAGAAGAGGAAGCGCCACGUCCGCCAUCAGACAUCACAGUGUUCGGGGCCAACUGUACCCUCCACGGCCUCAGCCACAUCUUCCUACCCGGCGGAGUGACCAUUCGACGGCUGCUUUGGGCCGCCGCAUUCAGCUCAUCCCUUUCCAUCUUCCUCUACCAAGUGGCCGACCGCGUGAUCGAGUACUACCAGUACCCCCAUGUCACCAUCCUGGAUGAGAUGGACAGUCCCGUCAUGUACUUCCCAGCCAUCACCAUCUGCAACUACAACAGCUAUCGAAAGUCCCAGAUCCGUAGGAACGACAUCUUCUGGAUGGCGGGGCUCUUGGGCGUGGAGCAAGGGGACUUUGAUGACUUCUUGGCCGCUUUGGGGCAGCCCACGGACGACAGCAAGUUUUUCCCCAGCAAGACCUUCAACAUGUUGGAGUUUGUGCAGCGGUGUAGCCACAACAUAGAUGAGAUGUUGCUUGACUGCAAAUAUCGAGGCAAGGACUGCGGUCCAGAGAACUUUACUACUAUUUACACGCGCUAUGGAAAAUGCUACACAUUCAACUCCGGAUUGGACGGCAACCCUUUGUUGACCACGUUGAAAGGCGGCACGGGGAACGGCCUGGAGAUCAUGUUGGACAUUCAGCAGGAUGAAUACCUGCCGGUUUGGGGAGAGACAGAUGAGACCUCCUACGAAGCAGGCAUCAAGGUUCAGAUCCACAGCCAGGACGAGCCUCCCUUCAUUGACCAACUGGGAUUUGGUGUGGCCCCUGGUUUUCAAACUUUUGUGUCAUGUCAACAACAACUGCUUCAGUACCUCCCGCCACCUUGGGGAGAUUGCAAGUCUACUCCGAUAGACUCUGAAUACUUCUCCACGUACAGCAUCACCGCCUGCCGCAUUGACUGUGAAACGCGGUACCUGCUGGAGAACUGCAACUGCAGAAUGGUUCAUAUGCCUGGGACCUCAACAGUUUGCACACCUGAGCAGUACAAAGACUGUGCUGACCCAGCUUUAGACUUUUUGGUAGAGAAAGACAACGAUUACUGUGUCUGUCAGACCCCCUGCAACAUGACCCGCUAUGGCAAGGAGCUGUCCAUGGUUAAGAUCCCCAGUAAGGCCUCUGCUAAAUAUCUGGCUAAGAAAUUCAACAAAACUGAGCAAUAUAUUGGAGAAAAUAUAUUGGUCAUGGACAUCUUCUUUGAAGCUCUGAAUUAUGAGAAGAUUGAGCAGAAGAAGGCCUAUGAAAUUGCAGGGCUCCUCGGUGACAUUGGAGGUCAGAUGGGGCUGUUUAUCGGAGCCAGUGUCUUAACAAUACUGGAAAUAUUUGACUACCUAUAUGAGGUGUUUAAGGAUAAGGUAUUGGGCUACUUCAUACGGAAGAAAAGACCACAGCGUUGUCAGAGCGACAAUCUGGAGUUUCCAGAGAACCCAACCAGCCCUGGUGUCACGCCUAAUCAUGCCCCCAGAGCACCUGUGACACCCUCCGGAGUCACUCGGACAGUCUCGGAUUCACGCCGAACAUGUUACCUCGUCACCCGACUCUAGGCAACUUUGAGGAGUUUGCUUGUU